AUGGUUCCAAUAAAUGAUGACAUCUGCUUACGUUAUCCGAUAGGAAUACGUGUAAAAAUUGGCGUAAAUAGCGGAACCGUACGCUACAUAGGAGAAAUAUGUGGAUAUAAAGGUACUUGGCUGGGUAUUGAAUGGGAUGAUCCUAGCCGCGGCAAACACGACGGUGUCGUAAACGGCAAGCAUUACUUUUAUACCGCGCAUCCGACUGCAGGCAGUUUUAUACGACCCGAUAAGCUCGGACCUUUUGAAUCUUUGGAGACUGCGGCUCGCGAACGCUACCUAGUUGACUCUGAAAAAAGUUUAGAUCAGCAAUUGAUACGUGAGGCACAAGAAUUGUUACAAGCUUCAUUAUUCCAAGUCGUUGGUUUGGAGAAAUUGGCUCGGAAACAAAGUAAAUUUGAGCACCUCACAGAAAUUAGCGUAGCCGGAUCUCCAGUCAACAGUGCUGGUUAUUUGAUGGAAUUUACUGCCCUUACUACAUUAAACUUGAGUCAUACGUUGAUUUGGAAUUGGCAGACCAUAGCAGAGACGUGCCGCCAGGUAUCCACUUUAAAAAAUUUGAAUUUAAGCUGUAAUCGUUUUGUAGCACCCAGUGAUUCACAAACUGUUGAAUUGUCAUCAGCCUUCGAUAAUCUGCAACUCCUUAAUUUACGUAAUUGCGAGUUUAGGGAUUGGUUCGAAAUAAUACAAACUGCCCGCUUAUGGCCGCAAAUAAUGUCAGUAGGACUUCAAGAGAAUCCCAUCAGUGAAAUAAGUAUAAGUAUAAGUACUAAAGAUGUUUUCAAGAACUUAAGAGAACUUGAUUUGCAUCGUACUAAAAUCACUGACUUUGAUCACAUAUGCAAGUUGGGAUAUCUUGGGACUUUAGUUUCGUUGAAUCUAACGGAGAACGGUAUCAAGGAAGUAAAGCUGCCCGAUUGUGAGCCAAACACAAAACUGGACAUGUUCAUAUCUUUGGAACAAUUAAGUUUACUUUACAAUCCCAUAAGGAAUGAAACGGAUACUUUCAACGAACUGGACAAGUUACCACGAUUGAAGCGUUUAAAUAAGACUCCACAUUUAAAAUCAAAUUUUGGUAAAAUGCUUGUGAAGGCGGUUGGUCUAAUCAGUGGCCUUGAAAUGGUCAAUAGAGCAGAAAUUUCUGCUGAUGAAAGACGUGGAGCAGAAUAUGACAUAUGGAAAAAAUACGCUUUAGAUUGGCUUCAGGCUUCAAAAUUUCCCGAAACUCUUAAGGAAUUUUAUAAAAAGCAUCGCUCUUAUGCCUUAUUAAUAAGAAAAUACGACUCGCCCAUCGAUUUCGUGCCACGAGCAAAUACAAAGGUAUCAAAAUUAAUAAAAAUACGUAUUUUGAAUGAGAAAACUGGAGAAAUGUGGGAAAAGAAAUUUCCACGCAUGAUUAGUGUGCAAACGCUUCUUGGCUUGCUUAUUAAACAUUUCCAUUUGGAUUGUUUAACUAUGACACCUGAAUUGUAUUAUAGUGACUCAAGGAAUCCGGAGCUGGUAGUACCUUUAGACAAUCUCUCUAAGACAUUAGAUUUUUAUUCAUUGCAAGAAAAUGAUAUUGUUCAAGUUAAUUAUUAG
This is a messenger RNA of Glossina fuscipes, 1581 nucleotides long. Its product is annotated as tubulin-specific chaperone E-like. Lineage: Eukaryota; Metazoa; Arthropoda; Insecta; Diptera; Glossinidae. Gene Ontology annotation, molecular function: protein binding. The transcript has a single exon. The record is from RefSeq and is a predicted model, not a curated record. The coding region runs from base 1 to 1581 and encodes 526 amino acids.